CCGCCGCCCCGCCCGGGCCCGGCCGCGGCCCGUCUGGCCGCCCCGCCCCGCAGCUCCGGCCCGCCCCGUCCGGUGGGCGCCGCGCCGCAUGGAGGCCGGCUGAGGAACGCCGCCCAGCCCGGCUUCACGCGUCGGUGCCAGAGCCGCUGCCAGCCAUGGAGGAGCCGGAGGAGCAGCCGCCCCGCGAGGCCGACACAGAGCCCGUCGUGACUUCAGGGGCCUCAGAGGCAGUGCCCAGGGUGCUCCCCGGAGACCCCCAGAACCUGUCCGACGUGGACGCGUUCAACCUGCUGCUGGAGAUGAAGCUGAAGAGGCGGCGAGAGCGGCCCAAUCUGCCGCGCACGGUGACUGAGCUGGUGGCCGAGGACGGGAGCCGGGUGUACGUGGUGGGCACGGCCCACUUCAGCGACGACAGCAAGCGGGACGUGGUGAAGACCAUCCGGGAGGUGCAGCCUGACGUGGUGGUGGUGGAGCUGUGCCAGUACCGCGUCUCCAUGCUGAAGAUGGACGAGCGCACGCUGCUGCGCGAGGCCAAGGAGAUCAGCCUGGAGAAGCUGCAGCAGGCCGUCAGGCAGAACGGCGUUGCCUCGGGGCUGAUGCAGAUGCUGCUGCUGAAGGUGUCCGCCCACAUCACGGAGCAGCUGGGCGUGGCCCCCGGCGGCGAGUUCAGGGAGGCCUUCAAGGAGGCCAGCAGGGUUCCCUUCUGCAAGUUCCACCUGGGCGACCGGCCCAUCCCCGUCACCUUCAAGCGGGCCAUCGCCGCCCUCUCCCUCUGGCAGAAGGUCAAGUUGGCCUGGGGCCUGUGCUUCCUGUCGGACCCCAUCAGCAAGGACGACGUGGAGCGCUGCAAGCAGAAGGACCUGCUGGAGCAGAUGAUGGCGGAGAUGGUGGGCGAGUUCCCCGACCUGCACCGCACCAUCGUGUCCGAGCGCGACGUCUACCUGACCUACAUGCUGCGCCAGGCCGCCCGCCGCCUGGAGCUGCCGCGCGCCUCCGACGGUGAGCACGGGGCCUGCAGGCACGGGGCCCCGCGGGGGACGGGGGCGCUCGGGUGCUCAUGCGUUUCUCACCCCAGCCGAGCCCAGGAAGUGCGUCCCCUCCGUGGUGGUGGGCGUCGUGGGCAUGGGCCACGUCCCCGGCAUCGAGAAGAACUGGACCACCGACCUCAACAUCCAGGAGAUCAUGACCGUGCCCCCGCCGUCCGCCUCGGGCAGAGUGUCCCGCCUGGCCGUGAAGGCCGCCUUCCUGGGCCUCCUGGGCUACGGCCUCUACUGGACAGGGCGCCGCGCCGCCAGCCUGCUCCUGGCCCUGCCCGCCGCCCGGCACUGCCUGCAGAGGCUCUCCGACGCCUGGCCGCACAAGUAGCAGCACAGACGAGCCGGCGCGUCCUUGCGGAGGGGCCCCCCCGCCGGGGUCCCGGCCCAGCCUUGCCUGCCCGCCCCCAGCCCGCCCAAAUAAAAGAAUCGGUUCACUGUCUGAGCUCCGGCCUACCCGCAGCUCCUCCGCCCUGCCCCUCCCCCGUGGGCUGUUAGGAGGCUCACGGGCAGGACUAGCGGGGCGGGGGCGGGGCUCGGGAGUCCAACCAGCCCCUUUCUCUCCGUGCCUUCUCUCCGAGGCAGGCGGCGGGGGUGUCUCACGGGGGUUAGGCCGCUCCCAGGGCGGGCUGGGCCGUGCAGCCUUGGGGUGUCCCCUGGGAGCGACUCAGCCAGGCUCAGGCCCCAGGAAGCGCCAGCAGCAGCUCUGCCUGCAGAGAUUGUGUGUUCCGGGCUUUUAAAAAUGUCUGAAACUUUUUUACUCAGGUAAUUUUAACUUAAACUGAAGCAAAUGUCAGGAAAUACUAGCCUUAAACCUGGUUGGGACAGAGAACGUCUUUUUCUUGAGUCUCAGUCCUGGGAAGAUGAGCAUGUGGGCAGCCAGGCCAGCCCCGUGCCUGCCUCCAACUGCUGGGGUCCUGGGCCCAGGACUCCACCCUCUUGGUGGCUGACCUUGCUUCCUGUGCGGCUGGCGGAGGGACCUGGGGUCGCCCUUUGCUCUCUGGACAGAUGGUGGCUGCCAGCAGGGCGUCUGCCUUGCACGGGACCCAGUCGGGCCCAGUCGGGCCCCACACAGCACUUGCCUCGUCGCCACCUGUCUGCGUGUCUCCUGCGUAGCGUCUGGGGCCCACGGCCACGUCUGAUUGUGUGUGUGUGUCGACUCAGUGUCCAGAUGAGGUGAAGUCCACGCCCCGGGCUGGACCAGGUUGUUGUCACUCACAUGCUCGUAUACCCGUCUCUUGGAAACUGAAAUAAAAUCUAAUUUUGGAA
Molecule: messenger RNA, 2303 nt
Organism: Capra hircus (goat)
Lineage: Eukaryota; Metazoa; Chordata; Mammalia; Artiodactyla; Bovidae
Gene: TRABD
Product: TraB domain containing
Exons: 9
Coding region: 156-1532 (458 amino acids)
Source: RefSeq, a predicted model, not a curated record